GGACAGGACGUGGUCAUGGCGACAGGAUAAACAGAUGAUAACAAGCCCUCAGCGCUGCAGAGCUCAUUUGAAUGCUGCGACCGCUGCUGAGGGCCAGAAGAGGGAGAGGAGAGACGGAGGUGAAGCAGACUGAGGAGUACAGAGGACGCACAGAUAUUUUCCCAUCAUGGCGGAGAGCGCAGACAUGGAGCAGCUCCUGGUGUCUUUCAAGAAGUUCGCCAUCCAUGGAGACACAAAGGCCACGGGGAAGGAGCUGAACGGGAAGAACUGGGCCAAACUGUGCAAAGACUGCAAGAUCAUCGACGGCAAGGGUGUCACCGGCACCGACGUGGACAUCGUCUUCUCCAAAGUCAAACAGAAGACGUCUCGCGUCAUCACCUACGAGGAGUUCAGAAGAGCUCUGGAGGAUUUGGCUCCGAAGAGAUUUAAAGGUCAAAGUAAAGAGGAGGCGGUGGAGUCCAUCUUCAAACUGGUUGAAGGAAAAGAGCCCAACAACGUUGGAGUGACGAAAGUGGCAAAGAAGGGGGCUGUGGACCGUCUCACGGACGCGUCCAAAUACACUGGAUCACACAAGGAGCGCUUCGACGAGACCGGCAAGGGAAAAGGUCGCGAGGGGCGCGAGGAGCUGGUGGAGAACACGGGCUACGUGGGUUCAUACAAGAACGCCGGGACAUACGACACAAAGGUGAAGGCUGAGAAAUAAGGAGGCAGGAAGAACAGCGACAGCACUUAGUCUGGACCAAACCUUGAACUUUGAUCUCUCUGUGUAUGAAUAUCUGUGUGUGUGUGUGUGUGUGUGUGUGUGUGUGUGUGUGUGUGUGUGUGUGUGUGUGUGUGUGUGUGUGUGUGUGUGUGGCUUGGACAGACUGACGGACUUUACGGUCUGUAAACUCGUAAACACGUGGAUGUGACAGACGUACUUCAGCUCCAUCAGGAGUGUGUGUGUCUGUGGGGGAGGGGGGCUCAUCCUCACAUGAAAUGCUCAGUUGAUAUUUUACUCAAAUCCAUCCCUCCAAAAUAUAUCCAGCUUUUCUGUGAUUGUUGUGGCCUAAAAUGCCGGAUGCUUUUUCCAAAACUUGUUCUGCACAUGGCAAUGUCUCAAGACCUUUUUGAGCAACACAUUAAAUCAUAAAUCAGUGUGGACAAACUCUCCUAUGAAGCCUUCUGUUGACUGAAUUACAGCUGCUUGUCUUCUGAUGUCACUUCAGGUUAACUUUUGGGUCAGAAAGCCGAAAUGAAAUUAAAGUUAUUUGUCAUGAAAUAUAUAUAUUUUUUGUAAACCACCGCAAAGCGACAGGUGUAUAACUCUCAAACUAUUUGAGAACAGUUGGAGAUGGAGGUUCAAUUCCCCAAUAACGAUUGUCUGUUCAGUGCUUAGCCUCAAAAAAUGUAAAGUGGGCGACCGGGGUUCAAAUCAGACUGUGCCUCCCUUCCCGCAUUUCUUCCCCCAAAUUCUCUCCCUGAUUUCGGACUCUACCCACUCUCCUGUCCGUCAAAUAAAGGCAUAAAAAGCCCCAAAAAUAAA
Molecule: messenger RNA, 1525 nt
Organism: Labrus mixtus (cuckoo wrasse)
Lineage: Eukaryota; Metazoa; Chordata; Actinopteri; Labriformes; Labridae
Gene: tppp3
Product: tubulin polymerization-promoting protein family member 3
Exons: 4
Coding region: 167-703 (178 amino acids)
Biological process (GO): positive regulation of protein polymerization; microtubule polymerization; microtubule bundle formation
Cellular component (GO): microtubule
Molecular function (GO): tubulin binding
Source: RefSeq, a predicted model, not a curated record